Messenger RNA from Prorocentrum cordatum, 755 nucleotides. Lineage: Eukaryota; Dinophyceae; Prorocentrales; Prorocentraceae. The record is from the annotation of a GenBank genome assembly.
AUGAGACAUCUUGCCCUCGCGCUGCUGACGUUGCUGCGCCCCGCGGCGGCCAUCCAGGUGGCCCUGCAGGAGGACUCAUCCCUGCGAGCCCCCCGGCACCGGGACCUGGCCGCCGCAGAGCUUCAGCAAGGCCAGGGCCUGGGACUUGGCCGUCCCGAGAGCGGGCGUCGCCGCGCUCCGACGCCGACGAAGCACGCCCCGCAGCCGAAGUUCUUCUCCGUGCGGAGGAGGCGGGCCACCCCCAUGUGGGAGCCGGCUCGGGGUCUGAGGCGGCCAAGCACUGGUUCGCGGUCUUGUGCUGCCGAAGGUGCUCUGCCUUGCUCGGCCUCUGGGGGCCGUGUUCGGCUCGUCAUGACGGCGAAGGAAGGGUCCGUGGACGACCUGCCACCGACGGUGCGCGACAACGUCCGCAGGACUUUGGAGCUGAAUGCUGGCUUGCGGCUGCGGUUUCUCGACGACGGACAGUGCCAUGAGUUCGUCGCUACCCACUUUCCUGAUCUGGAGCCCUCGUUUGCCAGCGAAACGUUCGGGCCUUUCCGCGGUGAUAUAUGCAGAGCGGCGGUGCUUGCGCUCGAGGGUGGCUUCUAUGCAGAUUUGGAUCUUCAGUUCCGUUUCUCGUUCUCCGAUCUGGUAGACAACACCACAACUUUCAUGAGUGCAUGGUCGGGCGUCGACUGCGACAUUCUGAAUGCCCUUGUGGCUGUGGAGCGCGGCAGCGAGGUCAUGCAGUCUGUUCUGGAUGCUAUGAAGGCUUG